CUACAGGAGAUCUCAUAACCCUAACAAACAUAUCUCCUUCUUUCCCAAUCUCCAUUAGAAUAUACCCACAAAAUCUCACAUAGGUCAAGCUCUGGAAUGGAUAAUCUGUGGGAGAUCUUCCCCUCCACUGAGUAUUAUUAUUAUCUGGACGAUCAUCCACAACUACUCCACCAGAUCCCCUCGCAACAACCAAAUGGAAUAUUAUCGUCGUCUCAACAAAACUACACCAUGGAAGAUCCGACCAGCUGGAUUAAUCCCAAUAAUAAUGAUUGUGGUGAAAGCUUUAAGAAGAAGAGGAAGAGAAGGGAGAUGAAGCUGCAGAGUGGUGAUGAUGAUGAUAGUUGCAGAAGGGCUUUGCAUAGAGAUGUGGAGAAGAGAAGGAGGAACCAAAUGGCUAAUCUUUAUGAAUCUCUUAGGUCCCUUCUUCCUCUUCAAUACAUCAAGGGAAAGCGGUCAGCAUCAGAUCACAUGCAAGCAUCAGUGAGCUACAUAAAAGACCUGGAGAAGAAGGUUGAAGGGCUUCAUAAGAAGAGGGAAAAGAUGAUUAUGAAGAUGAAGAAGACAUCAUCAUCAUCAUCAAACAUUGUUGUCGAAAAAGAAGCGAAAAGCGCAAAGUGGUGUUGUGCUAAUGAUAUUUGUGUGGCGGUGAACAAGUGUGAAGAUGGGAUAGAGAUUUUGAUGAACACGCGCCACCGCCGCGGCGGCGUAGAAUAUCCCCUCUCCGAACUGCUGGAGACACUGCUCCGGCAAGGCCUAAACGUCGUUAACUGCUGUUAUUCUCACCAGGAGGAUAGGUCGUUGCUCAGGAUUCAAGCUCAGGUACGGUAAAUGGAUGGUCUGAUGUAGAUGAAGCAGCACUGCAACAGAAAGUAGUUGAUGUGGUUAUUAAGCCCCAUUAAUUUGACAACCAUGCAUGUUAUCUCUUACCUUGCUAUCUCAACUUCAUUUUCGUAGAGAAUAUUAAUAAUCACACGCACACCUAUAUAUAUAUAGUAUAUGCAUCAUAAUGCAUGCAUGGAUGUUGUGGCUGACUAGUUUCAUUGUAUU
Ipomoea triloba (trilobed morning glory) is the source of this 1047-nucleotide messenger RNA. RefSeq names its product transcription factor bHLH118-like. The transcript is spliced from 3 exons. Gene Ontology annotation, biological process: regulation of transcription by RNA polymerase II. Lineage: Eukaryota; Viridiplantae; Streptophyta; Magnoliopsida; Solanales; Convolvulaceae. Gene Ontology annotation, cellular component: RNA polymerase II transcription regulator complex. The record is from RefSeq and is a predicted model, not a curated record. Gene Ontology annotation, molecular function: protein dimerization activity; RNA polymerase II transcription regulatory region sequence-specific DNA binding; DNA-binding transcription factor activity, RNA polymerase II-specific. Bases 97 to 828 code for a protein of 243 amino acids.